Molecule: messenger RNA, 926 nt
Organism: Medioppia subpectinata
Lineage: Eukaryota; Metazoa; Arthropoda; Arachnida; Sarcoptiformes; Oppiidae
Source: the annotation of a GenBank genome assembly
AAACAAUUAUUUAAUUAAAUAAUAAUUAGUAAAUAAUGUGUACCACAAAUAAACCUAAUUAUACAAUCCGUUGUAUCCGAGCGGAGGAUUUCCAAGAAGUUAGAGAUCUUUGGGCUUCCAUUGGGUUUUCAAUUCACAAAUACGCGAACGAUGUUAUGAUUAAAUCGGAUCCAAACGGUUUAUUUGUGGCCGAAGACAUCGAUUCAGGGAAAAUAUUGGGAUAUUGUGCGGCUGUUAUCAAUACACAUGAUUUUGCAUUUAUUGGCGGAUUCUGUGUUCGUCCGGAAUAUAGGGGACACGGAAUCGGAAAAUACUUAUGGAAUACAGGAAUGGCACACAUGGGGGACAGGAAUAUUGGACUUUUUGCCUUCAGUUAUAAGAUGUUUGAGGUAUACAGAGAUCACAAUAACUUCACGUGUGUUCCCGACAGACAUAUCCUACACUUCAGAGGACCGUAUGACCCAAAUAAUGAUAUAAUUGACAAAAUUGACGGCAUAUCGUUGGUGUCCAUCAAUGAGAGCAAUCUUCGGGAUGUGAUUGAAUACGACAAAGAUCUUUGUGGUAUUGAUAGAAGCGUUUACAUCGAAGGUAUCUCUAAGAGUCCCGAAAGCGUCAAUUUAGUGGCCAUUAAUGAGAAAAAUCAAGUGUUGGGCUAUUGUGUGGUUUUGGCCUUAACUACGGGCACGACAGGCAUAGAACCCCUUUAUGCAGACAACGAACAAAUCGCUGAAUUAUUGGCCAACAAAUGCUGUCAAAGAUUACCUAAAAAUUUAACGCAAGAAUUGAUAUAUAAGUGUUGGAAUAUAAACGAUAAAUCAAAAGUUAUUGCAAUGAAAUUGGGUUUAAAGGAAAAGAGAGACCAAAUGUCAUGUUUUACAAAAAAGGUGGGAACAGGAAAGUUGGACAAAGUGUUUAGUAUAGCGAGC